AUGUACAAUAAAUUAAAACGACGACUGAAAGCUGAAGAACAAGCACGAAAACAAACUAUUGUACAAGAGCAAACAUUAAGUGCAAAUGAUGAAGUAACUUCUCGUCAUGAGAAUAACGAUCAAGAACUUUAUUCUAAUGUAAGUCCAUCUGAAGAGACAAAAAAGAAUGACCUAUCAUCGUUACUUACAACAAAAUCAGUACAAGAUUCAACUAUUAAAACAGAAUGGAUAUUUUUCAUGAUCUACAGAACGUGUAUAUUCAAAGCGUUCUUCAAGAUGCAAACUUCAUUUCUGUAUGAUCUUCAUAAUGAUUCACUUAAUAUUCAGAUUAUGGCUGAUCUACAAUUUUAUUAUGAUCAAACAAAAUUUGCAAUAAUAAAUAUUCGAAUUAAUCGUGGUGAUAUUAUCGUACGAACUAAAGAUGAUGAAUUAAGUCUUAUAUCAAGUGAAUUGAUCAUUCUAACACUAACACUUCAUUAA
Molecule: messenger RNA, 480 nt
Organism: Rotaria sordida
Lineage: Eukaryota; Metazoa; Rotifera; Eurotatoria; Philodinida; Philodinidae
Source: the annotation of a GenBank genome assembly